Molecule: messenger RNA, 2556 nt
Organism: Didymodactylos carnosus
Lineage: Eukaryota; Metazoa; Rotifera; Eurotatoria; Philodinida; Philodinidae
Source: the annotation of a GenBank genome assembly
AUGAGUCGCCAGAUGUCGCGUGUACACUUCACAGUUGAUGAAAUUCGUGCGCUUAUGGACAAAAAGAAGAACAUUCGUAAUAUGUCUGUUAUUGCCCAUGUCGAUCAUGGAAAGUCAACUUUAACAGAUUCUCUCGUAUGUAAAGCUGGUAUUAUUGCUAAUCAAAAAGCCGGUGAAAUGCGCUUUACAGAUACGCGUAAAGAUGAACAAGAACGUUGUAUUACAAUUAAAUCAACUGCUAUUUCACUUUAUUAUGAAUUACCAGCUAAAGAUUUACCGUUCAUUAAACAAGAACGUGAACCUGAUCAACCACAUUUCUUAAUUAAUUUGAUUGAUUCACCUGGCCAUGUUGAUUUUUCAUCAGAAGUUACAGCCGCUUUACGUGUUACAGAUGGUGCAUUAGUCGUUGUUGAUUGUGUUUCUGGUGUUUGCGUACAAACAGAAACUGUAUUAAGACAAGCUAUUGCUGAACGAAUUAAACCAAUUUUAUUUAUGAAUAAAAUGGAUCGUGCGUUAUUAGAACUACAGUUACAACAAGAAGAUUUAUAUCAAACAUUUCAACGUAUCAUUGAAAACGUUAACGUCAUUAUUGCCACGUAUGGUGAAGAUGGUGGUCCAAUGGGUGAAAUUCAGGUUGAUCCAACAAAAGGUACAGUAGGUUUUGGUGCUGGUUUACAUGGUUGGGCAUUUACACUAAAAGAAUUUGCUGAAAUGUAUUCGGCUAAAUUUAAAAUCGAACCAGAUAAAUUAAUGAAACGUUUAUGGGGUGACAAUUUUUUCAGUCCAUCGGAGAAAAAAUGGGCAAAAUCAGGAGGUGAAGGUUAUGUACGUGGUUUCAAUCAAUUCAUAUUAGAUCCAAUAUUUAAAGUGUUUCGUGCUAUAAUGGAUUGUAAAAAAGAUGAAUAUGUAUCAUUAUUAGAAAAAUUAAGUAUUAAAAUAUCUGGUGAUGAUAAAGAAAAAUUGGAGGAAGGUGGUAAACCAUUAUUGAAAUUAGUUAUGAAACAAUGGUUACCAGCUGGUGAUAUUCUAUUAACAAUGAUUGCUAUACAUUUGCCAUCACCGUAUGUUGCACAACGUUAUCGUGCUGAAUUAUUAUAUGAAGGUCCACAAGAUGAUGAAGCAUUUCUUGGAAUAAAAGCAUGUGAUCCAAAUGCACCAUUAAUGAUGUACAUUUCUAAAAUGGUACCGACAUCCGACAAAGGUAGAUUUUAUGCAUUUGGUCGUGUCUUUUCUGGUUGUGUACAAACUGGACAAAAAGCAAGAAUUAUGGGACCCAAUUAUGUUCCAGGCAAGAAAGAAGAUCUCUAUGUUAAAAAUAUCCAACGUACAAUUCUUAUGAUGGGACGUUAUGUGGAACCAAUUGAAGAUGUUCCUUGUGGAAAUAUUUGCGGUUUAGUUGGUGUUGAUCAAUAUUUGGUUAAAACCGGUACAAUUACAACAUUUGAAAAUGCUCAUAAUUUACGUGUUAUGAAGUUUAGUGUGAGUCCCGUUGUACGUGUUGCUGUUGAACCAAGAAAUCCAGCUGAUUUACCAAAACUUGUCGAAGGGCUCAAACGUUUGGCCAAAUCAGAUCCUAUGGUUCAAUGUAUAAUCGAAGAAUCGGGUGAACACAUCGUAGCCGGCGCUGGUGAAUUACAUUUAGAAAUUUGUUUGAAAGAUUUGGAAGAAGAUCAUGCUUGUAUACCAAUUAAAGUUUCUGACCCAGUUGUAUCAUAUCGUGAAACGGUAUCAGACGAGUCAGACAUCAUGUGUUUAUCAAAAUCACCAAAUAAACACAAUCGACUUUAUAUGAAAGCUAGACCAAUGCCCGAUGGAUUAGCAGAAGAUAUUGACAAGGGUGAGGUAACACCCCGACAAGAAUUUAAAUCACGUGCAAGAUAUCUGAAUGAAAAAUAUGAAUAUGAUGUUAAUGAAGCACGUAAAAUCUGGUGUUUUGGUCCUGAAGGAACUGGUCCAAAUAUUCUUGUUGAUUGUACCAAAGGAGUUCAAUAUUUAAAUGAAAUCAAAGAUAGUUGUGUGGCUGGUUUUCAAUGGGCAACAAAAGAAGGAGUUCUAGCCGAAGAAAAUCUACGUGGUGUUCGAUUUGAUAUUCAUGAUGUCACAUUACAUGCUGAUGCUAUCCAUCGUGGUGGUGGACAAAUUAUUCCAACAGCAAGACGAGUUUUAUAUGCGUGCAUGUUAACAGCCAAACCAAGAUUACAUGAACCAGUUUAUCUAUGCGAAGUGCAGUGUCCAGAAGCAGCUGUUGGCGGUAUCUAUGGAGUGUUGAAUCGUCGUCGUGGACAUGUAUUUGAAGAACAUCAUGUUCUCGGCACACCCAUGUUCAUUGUCAAAGCUUAUUUACCUGUCAACGAAUCAUUUGGAUUCACUGCUGAUCUUCGUUCAAAUACCGGUGGACAAGCGUUUCCUCAAUGUGUGUUUGAUCAUUGGCAGAUGAUGACACAAGAUCCAUUUGAAUCUGGAUCAAAACUAAAAAUCAUUAUUGAUGAGAUCAGAAAACGAAAAGGUCUCAAAGAAGGUAUUCCAUCCGUGGAUGAUUAUCUUGAUAAAUUAUAA